Molecule: messenger RNA, 1674 nt
Organism: Symbiodinium sp. CCMP2592
Lineage: Eukaryota; Dinophyceae; Suessiales; Symbiodiniaceae
Source: the annotation of a GenBank genome assembly
AUGGGCCUGGAGACAGCCGAGGUCGACAAUGCCAAGGAGCCCAAAACGGAGGAUGACAUGCUGAAGUCCCUCUUUGCUGGGGUGGGUAGCCUUAGCCCGGUGUCCCAGCUGAGCGCCGGUGUAGCUGAGACGGGACCUGCCGAAAUGGCAGAACCUGCCGGGCAACUGCCAGGACAAGUGGAUGAUGGUCUGCUUCAUAUCAACAACAAGACCACCUUCCACGAAACAGAGUCGGGCAGUACCAGGUUGAACUUGAGGCGCCCGUCUGGCGAUUACCAGUGUCCUCCGGCCUCAUCCUUGACCGGCACGAGCCGUGCCGAGCAUGCCGCUGAGAUCGCGGCGGCCACCGCUACUGCGGCAGCGCACCGGCGCGCCGAUGCAGAGCUGGUUCCGGCGCAGCUCGCCCUGAAGAGUGGUGCGCAUGAAAGGAUUAGCUCCUUGAGGAGGACUGCGCAUCAUGCCGAGGUCGAAGAGAUUCGGCGUGGAAAGGCCCUGGCUGUCAUGCGCAACUGGGCGGCGAUGCAGCACGGCCGUCAUGAGCUCCGGAGUAUUUCGCACCUUCAGCCUGGGCGUGGUUCAAGAAAGCAUGUCCCGGACCCGGAGGAGAUCCUGGCAAAGCGAUCGUCUCCCACCUGCUUGAUUGUUAUCGGGGGAGAAAUCCCCGCGUCAAAGUGCGGACCGAAGCUCAUGUUGGCCGAGCGACGAGCGCUGUUGCAGCAGCAUCCAGAUGCCCGAAAGAUUGCCGCGGUGCUCCUCGGCAGCCCUCCGGCAGACUUUCGAGAGUGGGUGAAGACGCGGCAAAGGGCCGACAUUGAAACCAAGAAGGUGCUUGCCGAAGAGCUGCCAGACGAGGUGGUUGCAACAGCGGCGGAGAACCUGGGGGGCGAAUUAAGUGACUGGCAGCGUAGUUGGUGCACCGAGGAGGUGGUUUCCAUAUUUCUUCGUGGCCGUCAUGGAGAUGUGGCUGCGGCAGCACAGAUAUUGGCGCAGGCCCUGUUUUGGCGCGAGCAGUACCAGGACAUUCUUACCGGAAGGCGUGCGCCGAAGUGGCAAGGCGAUCUUCGUAUUCUGGCCCAGGGCCAGCGUGGGCAUCCGUUGCUUUACUUGUGCUGCAGGCAUCAGACAUGCAGCUUUAGCGUCUCCGACACCUUGGACCAUGUCGCUUGUGUUCUGGAGACUGCCGUGCAGAAAAUGCCUGCCGGGGUGCAGCAGGUGGAUGCCGUGAUCGACUGUCAUGGCUUCUGCCUUUGGUACAAUAUGGACCCUAGAAUUGUGAUUGGGAUUGCCGAGCUUCUCCGGCAGCCCUAUCGGGAUCGCUUGCGACUAGUGAUGAUGGUGGAUGCGCCAUUGGGCCUGCAGCCUGUGUGGAACGUUAUAUAUCCUUUGCUGCCAGCAGCGACGAAGAAGAAGGUUCGCUUCCUAUCUGCGAAAAAAGCAGUUGAUGCCGUCGAGGAGCUGCAAGGAAGCAGCUCUGCGGGGAUCCUGCGGCAUGUCAUGGACGUGAACCGUGACCCGCUUGGGCCGGGUGCUGUCCCAAAGAUGCUGCCCUGUGAUGUGGGGCAGCGGACAGCGGUGGACAAGCCGGGCCCAGUCCAGUCUUAUCAGGACACUGUUCGUGCACUGCCGCCGCCUCCUCGUGGCUUCUGCCCCUGUCGCUCGCGCAGAUCUUGCUGA